Messenger RNA from Saccoglossus kowalevskii, 738 nucleotides. Its product is annotated as NADH dehydrogenase [ubiquinone] 1 beta subcomplex subunit 9-like. Gene Ontology annotation, biological process: mitochondrial electron transport, NADH to ubiquinone. NCBI's taxonomy places the organism in Eukaryota, Metazoa, Hemichordata, Enteropneusta, Harrimaniidae. Gene Ontology annotation, cellular component: respiratory chain complex I. The record is from RefSeq and is a predicted model, not a curated record.
UUUGCAAGAUGUCGGCCAAUAAUAUGUUGACCCAUUCUCAGAGGGUCCUUCGUUUGUACAAGAAAUCUCUGAGGCAUAUUGAAUCGUAUUGUCACUCAAGGCAUAGGUUCAGAUACCAGGCAACACUAUUGAGAGCCAGAUUUGAUGAGAACAAAGAUGAAAAGGACAUGAUGAAAGCUGCAAGAUUGCUCCAAGAAGGUGAAGGAGAAUUCUACAAAAAUCAACAUCCACAACCGUAUAUAUUUAUUGACUCACCUGAAGGUACAAGACAUGAAAGAGACUUGCCAGCUCCUGAGUGGGUACUUGAUUUCUGGCACCCAUCAGAGAGAGCACAGUACCCAACAUAUUUUGCAAGAUACGAGAAGAGAAAACAGUGGGAAAAAAACCGAUGGGACAGGCUGGUUGAAGAGGAAAAACAACUAUUAAAAGGGAAAGAAAGUCAAGUUUAGGCCAGUGUUUGUUGUAAACUAAGCAUGACUUAGGACAGUGUGCAGUAUAUUCCAGCUUAAUAUAAAGAUUUCUACAGUUUGAGACGUGAAAUGCUAGAUCGAACAGUACUUUAUAUCCGAUAUGAAAUCAUCUAGAUUCCUAUCAAAUAAAAUCAUUUUUCCUGCUUAGUUUCUGAUGUACACUGCGCAUGUAAUGUAGUAAUUUAAUGCUGCUUGCACAUCUCUGUAUAUUAGUGUAUUUUCAGUGUGAUGGAAAAUUAAAACGAAACAGUUGUUUGAAUUAAACUAA